AAUCCACGCGCAGGACGACGCAGCCGUGGGAGAUAAUACUCGUCGCUCGCUCCUCUUCGAUUUAUCCUGAAAGGCAAAAGAGAGCUGGUGGUGGUCGUUCUUCCAAUCCCUUCGCGGAUUCGACCUCGUCUCCAUGGCGAUUUCGCUCUCCCCCUCCUCGAUUCCUUGUUUGAGGAGCGAGAAUCCAGUCGGUUCGGUCGGCGCUUCUUCCUCCCUGUCGCCGCUCGGGCUCCGGUUUCCGGCGAGUUCUCGUGGGUUUGGCGGCGGUGGAAGCCAGAGAAUCUCGGUGAAUUCGAAGCCUCGGAGCUUCUCUCUGGUGGUUGAAGCUAAGAAGCAGACAUAUAACUCUUUUGAUGAUUUGCUGGCCAAAUCUGAGAAACCUGUGUUAGUUGAUUUUUACGCUACUUGGUGUGGUCCUUGUCAAUUUAUGGUUCCCAUCCUGAAUGAGGUCAGCAUCAGACUUAAAGAUACAAUUCAAGUUGUGAAGAUUGAUACUGAGAAGUACCCCAGCAUUGCUGAUAAAUACAGGAUAGAAGCAUUACCUACCUUCAUCAUAUUUAAAGACGGGGAGCCCUUUGAGCGUUUUGAGGGUGCUCUGACAGCUGAUCAACUGAUCCAGCAGAUUGAGGAUUCGCUGAAAGUUAAGCAAUAGCUUUGGUGAGCCCCAGUUAUUCUCUCGGUGUUGCUUCCAUUGUAGGCAUAUCUGUUGAACACUGUCCAUUCACAAAUCCUCCAUAAUGCUGCAAUUCUCAUUUGAGAAUGAUAACUGGUGGCCUCAGCCUUGUUAUAUGUAACUUUCAAGCGUGCCUAGGAAGUUCUAUUCUCCUGUUUCCA
Rhodamnia argentea is the source of this 834-nucleotide messenger RNA. Its product is annotated as thioredoxin Y1, chloroplastic-like. The transcript has 4 exons. Gene Ontology annotation, cellular component: cytoplasm. NCBI's taxonomy places the organism in Eukaryota, Viridiplantae, Streptophyta, Magnoliopsida, Myrtales, Myrtaceae. Bases 134 to 652 code for a protein of 172 amino acids. Gene Ontology annotation, molecular function: protein-disulfide reductase activity; oxidoreductase activity, acting on a sulfur group of donors, disulfide as acceptor. The record is from RefSeq and is a predicted model, not a curated record.